GAAUCAUAAUGGAACGAUUCGAACGUUAUUUAAAUAGGCGCAAAAAGGAACUGCAAUCGGAGUUUAAAACUUCCCGUGCAAUGUAUGAAAGUGCGUGUGAUACCUUGAUAGGAUAUUUCCACGUUAGUGGAGCAGAUCGUCUGCGAGGAGGCGACUAUACUCGCCUUAAUCCUCGAUUGAUUUUCCUUGUCUGCGAUUUGACCUUAUACAUUGUGGUCAACUGUUGGUGUUUGACUGUGUUUUGGGGACAAUUGACCGAUGUUGUGUUUUGUCUGGUAACGAUGGGGAUUGCUGUCCAGGGAUUUGCCAAGAUUGCCAACUACACCGAUGACCGCUUGUACGACCUUCAUGUCUACAAUGUGAAACGCUUCGACAGAGUAAGAGGCUAUCCUGAAGCUCACGAAUCCUUACAAACAACGGCCGUGAUGUGCAAAGUGUUCAUCAAGAUUUUCAGUUACCUGUUUACGAUGUUGACAACGUUCAUUCCGGUCUACACCAUCGUUUACUCGAUAACGUCCAGGUCUCUUCAGCUGCCCUUUGGAUUUUUCUUUCCUUGGAUUGACCAUACAAAGUUGUUCGGAUACCUCAUCAACUUGUCGUACCAUUUUCUCCAAAUCUACGAAGCUAGCUAUGGGCUGUUGGCCACCGAUACCUGCUUUCUCUUUUUCAUCUUGCAUGCGAUGGGACAGCUGGAUAUCAUCAUCAUUUAUUUGAAGAAACUCGACGAGCUUGCCCUGCAGUAUAACAAAACUAAGAGCGAUGAAGAAGUGUACCGUCUGCUAGAUGACAUUACAGAAAAACAUCAAGAGCAUAUGGAGUACAUGUCGAAAAUGGACUCCCUGUUGAAACCUGGAUUUUUCGUCAAUUUUUCCUGCAUGAUAGCGGAAACGGUUGCUUCACUUUACGUUCAAUCUGCGACUGAUGGUAUUUGGUAUCCUGGUUUGAUCGUAGUUCUCUUGUGUAUUGUUCAAUUAUUCAUCGCAUGUGCGCUGGGAACUGUCUACUCGACUAAGAAUGACCAACUGGUGGAUGAAAUCUACAACGUAUCCUGGUACGCACUGCCCAUUCCUGCUCAAAAAUCCCUUGCGCUGAUUUUGAAUUCCUCGCAGCAUCCGGUGGUUCUUUCCGAUGGGUUCGAUGCGAUUGAUCUGUUCGCUUUCGUACAGAUCUACAAGAAAAUCUACACGUACUUCACGAUGCUGCAGAGUUUCAACUAGAACAUCCUUCAAAGUUUUACACCGCUCUCGCAAUAAUAAGGAUGAGUGAUGUACGAGGCCAGGGAAAUUAUUUUACACGUCAACAGAUAUUGUAAUAAAUAUGGUAAUCAUUACCGGGGAACAUACAAAGCCCGAAUGGAAACGGAAUAAUGAAUGUCAUUUGCAGAGGAAGCGUAGCCAAGGGAUCGCAUUACAAGAUGAUGACGAAGACGACGAGACCCGGUGAUGAUGAUGUGUUAAGAAUUCUCCGGAUGUCGUCUGCCGCCGAGAAGGACCAUCGUCGGCGCGUUGGAGCAUGAUUUUCAAAAUACCUAGGGGAAAUUAAAAUUGUGAUGGAAUGUCUUGCUCGGUUUUUGAUGUUGGAUUUCUUUUCCACAUUCAGUGGCACCACUGUGCACUUUUAGUUCGUUCGUUAGCACAAGUUUUCCUAUUUGCACUAUGAGCUUGUCGUAUUACCAAGUCGUAUAAAAUGUAAUUUUUAUGUAAAUGUUCACAUUUUCCAAAUAGCUCCCAUAGCAACGGAAGGCAACAAGAAAUAUUCAUCGAAUAAAAACUAUCUAUUUACGCACCCACGAACGACUAUGUGAAUCAUAAUCAUCUUUCGAUCCAAUCUCAUUUGCCCUUCCUCUAGUUUUCCAUUAAACCGCCACGAAUACGAUUUGAGGGGUGGGGGUGUGUUUUUCCCUCUCGCCUUGAUUUCCCCUGCCACUGAUCCAGAGUAAUAAAAUAAUCAUAUUAAUAACAAUAAAUUUACAAGAGCGCGGAGAUGGUCUUUUGUGCGUUUUAGACACUCGAGAGCCAUUUCGUUUCAUCAUUCGUACAUACUCAGCCUCACAUAUUAUGGCGAAGUGAUUUAACGGCUUGCCAACCAAACAAGAGCCAUAAUAACAGAGGGGAAAAGGGUUGCUAGCACUGACUGGCUGUGAAUGAAUGACGACGACGAUUUUGGUUCUUUUUAUCGCGCAGGGUUCAUCGAAAAACAUUUCCCGAUCCAUUCCACAAGUCCAUUUAUACUGUCUGCGAUUCAUUCGUAUGACGAAUGGCUUCAUUGUCUGUGCUGCUCGCAAUAUUUAUGGUCCAUGUAGUGGCGUGCACGGCUAUUUAGUUGAUACUUAUUUAAAAGGAUUUUAAUUGAAUGAAGUUCAAGCUCUUGAUGAAAUUAGCACCCAAUCGUUUCCUGGA
Messenger RNA from Aedes albopictus (Asian tiger mosquito), 2399 nucleotides. RefSeq names its product odorant receptor 43a-like. The transcript has 6 exons. Gene Ontology annotation, cellular component: plasma membrane. Gene Ontology annotation, molecular function: odorant binding; olfactory receptor activity. Gene Ontology annotation, biological process: sensory perception of smell; detection of chemical stimulus involved in sensory perception of smell. Bases 9 to 1217 code for a protein of 402 amino acids. Lineage: Eukaryota; Metazoa; Arthropoda; Insecta; Diptera; Culicidae. The record is from RefSeq and is a predicted model, not a curated record.